ACGUAGAGCAUGUUUGGGAGGGACUUUAUUCACACAUAAAUAGUUACAUGACUCCUAAAGUCGCCGCUAUGUGACCAUUAUGUUGUAAUACAGAUUUCUGUUUAAUUUAAUCGCGUCCUCUAGCUUUAAUUCAACAAGACUUUAGCACCAGAGAGGCUAACGGUUACUUUUCAUCCACCGCCACUUCCGCUUUUUUCUGCGAGUUCAGGUUAGGUGACAGCUCAAUCCUUCUGGUCCUGAGGUGUGUGUGUGUGUGUGUGUGUGUGUUUGUGUGUCGCAAGUGAGCUGCCGAAGUCCACAUAAAGUGUUCAUAACAUGGUUCAAACUUGCAAAGAGGCUGAAUCUGAGCCUCGGAUCUACGGUUUCAGCAGAGCAGCCUCCGCGGUGCUGACCCACCUCAUCUGCAUCGUCUUCACGGUGUUCAUCACGGCUCUGUCUCGGCCCGGCUCCAGUUGGUUUUCCUGGCACCCCUUUUUUAUGACUCUAGCUUUCUCCUUCUUCAUGACAGAAGCCAUACUGCUUUUCUCCCCCCAUGGCUCCCCCAUCAAAAAGUUCCCACACAAGACGAAAGGUCGUGUCCACUGGAUCCUGCAGAGCCUCUGUGUGUCCUGUGCAGUCCUGGGUCUGGCAGCCAUCUUUUACAACAAACACCUGAAUGGUAAACCCCACUUCACCUCGUGGCACGGUCUGCUGGGCCUGCUCACAGUGUGUGUGGUGGGGCUGCAGUCUUUGGCAGCUCUGCCUCUCAUCUACCACUCUCUGGCCAAAGGCUGGUCCCUGGCCAAACUGAAGCGUUACCACGCAGCGUCCGGCCUUGUCACAUAUCUUCUGGGCAGUGCCAGCCUGCUUCUGGGCCUGAGCUCUGCCUGGUUCACUGCUUCUGUCGGGGAAUACACCUGGUACCUGUCAGCACUCUGUGCUGCUCUCAAUGCCCUCGUCAUUAUGAACCAAGUCACCAGUGCGUACACGGCUAAGAAACGGCUGCAGUCCUGACAGAAGACCUUUAAAGCUGACUUGCAUUAACCCAUUGAAGCCUGGAAAGCGGAUAUGUCGAUUUGUAGUAUUUGUAUAAGCUCUCAAAUACUUGUUGAAUUUCAUUUCUAUCCGCUACAGAGGCUGAAAAAUCUAUUAUUUAGUAGAAGCGUUGACACUUCUGUUGAAUUUCCAGAAAAACUUCUGGUUUUAGGGGCUUAUUUUAAAAUCGCCCAGAGGUUUUACAGGCAGUUUUAGGCAUCAAUGGGUUGAUGACUUCAGGGUUUCUGAAAUCCAGCCAACUGCCCUAAAUUUAUCUUGAAAAAUGUUGAAUUUUUGCAUCUCAGGUUGCUUAUUAUCCUGCCUUUUGACUAUUUAUGCUGCCUUUGAUUACCUUUCAAAAAAAAAAAAAAAAAUCGUACUGAAGAUAUGUUAAUUA
Messenger RNA from Centropristis striata (black sea bass), 1411 nucleotides. RefSeq names its product transmembrane reductase CYB561D2 (gene cyb561d2). The record is from RefSeq and is a predicted model, not a curated record. NCBI's taxonomy places the organism in Eukaryota, Metazoa, Chordata, Actinopteri, Perciformes, Serranidae. Gene Ontology annotation, molecular function: transmembrane monodehydroascorbate reductase activity. The coding region runs from base 316 to 993 and encodes 225 amino acids. The transcript is spliced from 3 exons. Gene Ontology annotation, cellular component: endoplasmic reticulum.